AUGGCAGAUCUAUCCAUCAGAAAAGUAGCCGUGAUCGGCUCUGGGAUCAGUGGUGUUGUCGCUGCAGCGCAUUUACUCUCGGAAGGACUAGAUGUCACGGUCUUUGAAAGAAACAAGGCAGCUGGCGGGGUGUGGCUUUACGAUGAACGUCCGCCCAUAGAACCAGUAUAUCCGUCUACGAAACCAUCGCAAGGAGAGCUACCUGGAAACGACGAACGAGCGACGGAUAAAAAUGACUUGAAACAUGCACCGCCAGGACCGUGUUAUGUAGGUCUCAGGAAUAAUGUCUCGACCCCGCUUUUGAGAACGACACUCAACGCAUGGCCAGAGGGAACUCCGGAUAUCGUGGACCAUGGAGUGAUAAAGGAUUAUAUCCAGAAUACGUCGAUAAAGACCGGGGUUAGCGGUGUGACUCGGUUGGGGGCUCGAGUGGUGGAUGUUCAGAAAGAAGAGACAACGUGGAAAGUGACAUGGUCGGUUCUUCGUGGAGACGCUGAGAAAGGUGAUGUUGAAGAAGAACUGUCUGAAUAUUUCGAUGCGGUUGUCGUUGCCUCUGGUCAUUAUCAUGCCCCUCGAGUGCCAGAUCUACCGGGCCUGUCUGGCCUAAAGGCCAGAUGGCCAUCUAGAGUCCUACACUCAAAAUCUUACAGACGGCCGGAUGAAUUUGCGGGCAAGAAUGUUCUUCUCAUCGGCGGUGGUGUAUCCUCGACGGACAUUGCGCGCGAACUUGGACCCUUGACAAAGAGUAUUUACCAGAGUACGCGCGACGGCCCUUUUGACUUGGGAGCAAGUGUUCUACCUGAGAACGCCGCCAGAAUAAGCGAGAUCUCGUCAUUCGAAGUAACAGAAGACGACGCACCCACUGAACUGUCUAGUGACAAGCCUCUUCCGGUGACAAUACAUCUAAAAAACACGGAUCAGACGAUACGUGAUAUUCACCAAAUCUUCAUAUGCACUGGAUAUCAUAUCACCCUCCCUUUCCUGGAAAGAUUUCACGAGGACGAAACUCUAUCCGACAAUGCCAGUGACACUGUUCUCGUCACAGACGGUAAUCAGGUCCAUAACCUGCACAAGGAUAUUUUCUACAUCCCCGACCCGACUUUGGCAUUUAUUGGUGUCCCUUACUAUACGGCUACCUUUACAUUAUUUGAGUUUCAAGCGAUCGUACUAGCAGCAGUGUUUUCAGGAAUCAUUAAGCUUCCGUCUCGAACGAGCAUGACAGACGAGUACAAAGAGCGCGUUCGGAUAAAGGGAAGUGGAAGGGGCUUCCACUCAUUGAAGGACCAUGAGGAAGUCUAUGUUCAAGAUAUCUUGGAUUGGACAAAUUCUGGCAGGAGAAAUUUUGGCUUGCCGCUGAUCCAGGGACAUACAGACACUUGGAUCGAGGCUAAAGAACAGCAGAGAGAGCGACUGAAGGUCUUAUUUGGGAGAGCUUAG
Messenger RNA from Talaromyces rugulosus, 1437 nucleotides. RefSeq lists its product as uncharacterized. NCBI's taxonomy places the organism in Eukaryota, Fungi, Ascomycota, Eurotiomycetes, Eurotiales, Trichocomaceae. The coding region runs from base 1 to 1437 and encodes 478 amino acids. The transcript has 5 exons. Gene Ontology annotation, molecular function: N,N-dimethylaniline monooxygenase activity; NADP binding; flavin adenine dinucleotide binding. The record is from RefSeq and is a predicted model, not a curated record.